Mercenaria mercenaria is the source of this 15273-nucleotide messenger RNA. Its product is annotated as phospholipid-transporting ATPase ABCA3-like. Bases 287 to 5605 code for a protein of 1772 amino acids. Lineage: Eukaryota; Metazoa; Mollusca; Bivalvia; Venerida; Veneridae. Gene Ontology annotation, cellular component: intracellular membrane-bounded organelle; membrane. Gene Ontology annotation, biological process: lipid transport; transmembrane transport. Gene Ontology annotation, molecular function: lipid carrier activity; ABC-type transporter activity; ATP hydrolysis activity. The record is from RefSeq and is a predicted model, not a curated record. The transcript has 23 exons.
UGAAACGUGACAGAAACCGAUAUUGGUGUAGAGCUCUGUAUUAUAUACCAGUACUGCAGUUAAAAUCUGUGACUCCUGUAUCGCACAGUUAAAGUCUGUGACUCCUGUCUGUUGGCAGUGUAUUGGGGUUUCUAGGAAAUUAUUUAAAGGAAAAAAAAGCGAUAAGAAAAAGUAGGUGUGGCAGGAUAAGUCAGUUGUAGGCAUUUUGUUUAAGUUUGGUAGAAUUUGAAAGAAAUAGAAGAUAUAUGACAAAGUCAGCAUAAACAACAGAUAUAUCUGCAGCAAGAUGUCGUCUGCAGGAGGACAGUUUGUUCUGCUUUUGUGGAAAAACUUUAAAUUACAGGGCCGAAAGAAGGCCGUAACAGUCUUUGAGAUUCUAGUGCCAAUAUUCUUUGCCUUGUUAUUGUUACUGAUCCGAAAUUUGUCCGAUUCAGAGUAUAUAGACAAAGAUUCAACAUGGAGUCGUGAGUAUCCGCAUUUGGCGGGAAAUAUAAUGAAUAAAACCAUGUUGUUCUACACACCGAGUAACGCAUUUACGGACGAUGUCAUUCAGUCUAUAAUUGAUUCUGGGAAUACAGCGGCAACCAACAAGACAGGGUUCAGUUCUGAAGGAGCGCUCUUAAAUGAAUGGAACACAAAAGAAAAUGCAGACCUUUGGGCUGCUGUCGUGUUCACGUCUGACACAACAAGUAAUCCUCCAGACACCCUCGAAUAUACAUUACGAGUGACGCUACGCAAGGGGAAAGAGGAUGAAGACCGUUGGCGAACUAGUAACACAUACCAGAUCUUCUCAACAUUUGGUUAUAGAAAUAAUGACAGUACUGGCGGCGAACCAUACUACACCGAAACUGGAUUCUUAGCCCUUCAAUACUACAUUGACAAAGCUUUCAUCGAGAAACAUUCUGCCGGUGCGUUAAAUAAUGUGGAGGUAGCCUUGAAGAAAAUGUUAUACCCACCGUUCCUUCAGGAUGUGCUGGCGACAGUUUUACAGACUAAUCUGCCACUGUUCCUGGUUCUCGGUUUCAUUCUCAAUGCUCUUCAAAUGGCCAUGAAUAUUGCUUACGAAAAGGAGAAAAAGUUAAAGGAAGCUAUGAAGAUGAUGGGAUUGAAGACAUCCAUGUACUGGCUGUCCUGGUUCUUUAAGAAUCUUGUAUACCUGGUCCUCAUCUGCAUAUUUUACACAGUAAUAUUUAGCAUCAAGUUUGGUGAGAAAGGGAAGAUUCUGAACUAUACGCAUCCGACAUUGUUCUUUGUGUUCCUGCUGCUGUAUGUCCUGGCAACCAUCGCCUUUUGUUUCAUGAUAAGCACAUUCUUCAGUAAAGCAAACUCGGCAGCAUUUGCGGCUGGUAUCCUGUUUUUCCUGACAUACUUUCCCUAUUUCUUCUUGCGGGACCAGUAUGAGACAAUGUCACAGUCGGAGAAAAUGGCGGCAUGUCUUUUGCAUAAUGUUGGGAUGGCUUUUGGAAUCAACACUAUGCUUAUAUAUGAAGGAACAGGGGAUGGUGCCCAGUGGAACAACUUUUACGCACCAGGAACAAUAGAUGAUAAUUUCUCCUUGCUUGAUGCCAUGGCGAUGUUGUUGGUGGACACUGUACUGUACAUGUUGAUUGCUUGGUACGUGGACAACGUCAACCCAGGAGAUGCUGGUGUGGCACAACCACUUUGGUUUCCUUUUAUGCCCACAUAUUGGUGUGGUUCAAAAGUUGAAGAUUCAGGGUAUGAAAAUACUGGAGAUGGUUCAGUGGAGAGUGAAAAGUUUGAGAGGGAUCCACCAGGAUCAAAAGUAGGGAUAAGCAUCCGCCAUCUUAAAAAGGUGUUUGGUGGAAAUCGUAUAACAAAAUGUUGUAAAAAAGGAAAUACUUUUAAGGAUAAGGUAGCAGUGAAUGACACAAACUUGAACAUGUAUGAGGGUCAGAUUACAUCUCUGCUGGGACAUAACGGAGCUGGGAAAACUACCACUAUCUCCAUGCUGACAGGCUUUCUGGAACCAACAAGUGGUACUGCAGUGAUUAAUGGUAAAGACAUACGGACGGACAUCAACAGCGUGCGUAAACAUCUCGGUCUAUGUCCGCAGCACAACAUUCUGUUUGAUCUACUGACUGUGGAAGAGCAUCUCAUAUUCUUUGCAAAGUUAAAGGGAUGUGCUAGCAAAGAUAUAGAUCGUGAAGUGAACGAAAUGAUCAAGGUUCUCGGCAUGGAACAGAAGAGAAACGCCUUGUCUCAGACUUUAUCUGGUGGACAGAAACGGAAACUCUCAGUUGGAAUUGCUCUUAUUGCAGACUCAAAGGUUGUAAUCCUAGACGAACCAACCUCUGGUAUGGACCCAGCAGCUCGAAGACAGACAUGGGACAUUCUACAGAAGUACCGUGAGGGUCGCACUAUCAUUCUCACAACACAUUUCAUGGAUGAAGCAGAUAUUCUCGGCGACCGGAUCGCCAUUAUGGCUGAUGGUGUGGUGAAAUGUUGUGGAACUUCCAUGUUUUUGAAGAAACUGUAUGGUGCUGGUUACCAUAUGGUUGUUGUGAAAAGUAAGACGUGUGACGUUAACCGACUGACAGCACUUGUGCAGUCUCACAUACCAACUGCGUUCGUCGAGAGUCAGAUCAGUGCUGAAGUCUCCUACUUACUGCCAUUUUCGGAAUCUUCAAAGUUCGAGAAACUUUUCACUGAGAUUGAGUCACAGAUAAGUAACUUGGGAGUGAACAGCUUUGGUGUAUCAGCCACUACAAUGGAAGAAGUUUUUCUCAAGGUUGGUGAGGGAACCGGAGAAGACGAAAAUCAAGCAGGUCCUGCAGAUAUUCAAAAUGGUGGAUACACUAAUCCAAAUUAUGGCAGUACUGGUAAACUACCCAAGAUUGCAUUCGAGGCAAGCCCACCUCGCUCGGAAACGCCUCAGAUUGAACAAAAGGAUAAACUCCCCCCUAUAGGUGGUACACCAGAAAAGCCGAGAAUUAUUACAGACUAUAAGAAUGGAGCUACGAAUGGCUCCUAUCACACUGAUGGAUCAGUUGAAACUAUAGUACCUAUGGAUAAUAUUGCCAGAAAGAAUUACAUUGGUUAUAAUGAAGGAAUAAACAAGAAUUCAGGAAUGUCACUAGCGUUCCAGCAGUUUUAUGGGAUGUUUGUGAAGAAAUUUAUCCACGCAAGACGUAACAUAUCAGUGGCACUAGCACAAAUUCUCCUCCCAGUUGUCUUUACGAUAAUGGCUUUAGCGGUCGAAAAAGCGAUCCCCAAUGUUGGUGAUGAACCGGCUCUAGCACUUGACUUGAGCCCGUUCAAGGAUUACACUGUCCCCUACAGUAACGGUUCAGCGGCAGCAGCAACAUCAGAAAGUAUGGCAAAUUACUACAAAGACCAAUUUAGCGGAAAUACAGCAAAAGUGGACAGAUCGAAGUACACAGAAAUGGAUGACUAUUUCAAAUAUGUUCAAGAUGACGUAGGCAUAUCUACAUUUAACAGGCGAUACAUUGUUGCUGGUGAUUUUGAAGACAGUACAAGCGACACUGCCACUGCCCAUUUCAACGGUCAGCCGUACCAUGGCAUUGCUAUAGCCUUGCAUUAUACCAUGAAUGGACUUUUGAAACACGCAACAUCAGACGCCACCAAAAAUAUAAAAGUCACCAACCAUCCUUUACCAAAAAAAAUUAACGACAACUCCCGUCGUUUAUUCUUCUCAACAAAUGGCACCGGCUUCACAAUUGCAAUUUCGGUUUUAUUUGGAAUGGCGUUCAUGGCAACAAGUUUUAUUAUAUUUCUGAUAAAAGAAAGAUCAGUUGGAGCGAAACAUCUGCAGGUGGUUAGUGGUGUGGGGCCAAUUGCAUACUGGUCGUCAACUUUUAUAUGGGAUAUCAUAAAUUAUACGAUCCCAGUGUUGAUUAUAUUGGUCAUUUUCGCAGCUUUCCAGACAGAUGCAUAUGUAAAUGAGAACCGUCUUGGCAUAGUUUUCCUGAUUUUUAUGCUGUAUGGUUGGUCAGUGUUGCCAUUUGUAUACAUGCUGCAUUACCUAUUUAUGGUUCCAUCACGGGGCAUGGUGGCAGUCUCUAUGAUCAACCUGUGUUCUGGUCUGGUAUUCCUCUUGGCAACAUACACACUUAGUAUACCACAGUUGGGCACGGAGGACAUUGGGAAAGCACUGGAAAUAGUGUUCAUUAUAUUUCUGCCGAACUACGACCUUGGACUGGCCCUAAUGGAUAUGUACACAAAUGCUGGAUACAAGGAUACAUGCGAAGGGUAUAAUUACAAGGCAUUGUGUGCAGCAAUAAAAUUGUAUGAACCGUCUCGCAGAGAUCCAUGUUGCUUUCCAGAUUAUUGUCCGAGUAAUUUCUGUUUUGAAUUCUUUGAUAAUUUCCUUGCAUGGGAGAAACCUGGUAUUGGACGGGAGUGUCUAUUCAUGUUGUUGCAAGGCAUAUUUUACUUCUCAAUUGUUCUUCUGGCUGAAGCUGGAAUUCUACGUCGUAUUGCAAAUCUCUGCACCAACAGGACACCAGUGUCGGUAGGGUCACAGGUUAAUGUACGAGGUCAUGAAGACAGUGAUGUGGCAGAGGAAAAUCGUCGUAUUAAUGAUACACCCAUUGAAAAUAUAAUGACAACCGAUUCACUUAUAUUAAAGAACGUGAGUAAGGUAUAUGGUUCAGGGUUCCAUGCAGUGAAGGGUGUAUCUUGUGGCAUACCGGCACAUGAAUGUUUUGGUCUGUUGGGACAAAAUGGUGCUGGAAAGACAACAACGUUUAAGAUGUUGACAGGAGAUGAAUCUCUCACCACAGGCAAUGCUUACCUCAAUAGAUUCUCUGUAAAAGGGGACAUCAAACAGGUUCAGCAGAAUCUUGGCUAUUGUCCGCAAUUUGACGCUUUGAUUGAUCAGAUGACGGGCAGAGAGACCUUAUACAUGUAUGCUCGCUUGAGAGGGAUCUCUGAGGAUCAGAUUAAAGGAAUUGUAAACCAGGUUAUAGAUAUCAUGAUGCUGCGGAAACAUGCAGACAAACAGACCGGCUUCUACAGCGGUGGUAAUAAGAGAAAGUUAAGCACUGCCAUAGCUUUAAUAGGAGAUCCGCCAUUCAUUUUCUUGGAUGAACCAACCACUGGUAUGGACCCUGGAGCACGCAGACAACUUUGGAACGUAUUGUCAGAUGUCCGAGCUAGUGGUAGAACACUCAUCUUAACUUCUCACAGCAUGGAGGAAUGUGAUGCCUUAUGUACAAGAAUUGUCAUCAUGGUAAAUGGAAAGUUUGUCUGUCUGGGGAGCCCACAGCAUUUGAAGAACAAGUUUGGUCAUGGCUACACACUGUUCUGCAGAAUGGGUUUGGAUCAAUCGGGCUUUGUGUCUGGUAGCCAGGGACUCGUAGGGUUCUUAAAGCAAACAUUCCCAGACACUGAAGUUUUCGAUGAUAACCAAGGCUACAUCCAUUUCCGUAUCCCGGAUGAUAACGCAAAACUUGGUCAAAUAUUCGGUGUGAUGGAGAAAGCGAAAGAACAGUUCAAUGUAGAUGACUACUCGGUGCAUCAAACGACGCUCGAACAAAUUUUCCUUGCUUUCACCCAGAAUCAGAUCGCGCCUAUAGAAGAAAACAAGGGCUGUUGUAAAGGAGGAUGCCUUUGUUUUGGUUAGAGUUAACUCUCUUGGUGUUGAAAUCUGAAUCAAAUUACAGUUCUUUAUAAGGUACUGAAUGUAUCUGAAAUUACUGACAGUUCCAAGAUUUUUUAAGGAUAAAAAGAGAACAAGUUUGUCGGAAAUGGUGAAAACAACCAUCUGGUGCAGAGUUAAAUUAACUUACAAUAUUUUACUAGGUAAUUAGUGUUUAAUAGAUGUUUGUUUUAUUGUGCAGAAAUAUGCCUUAUACCUAUCUUUAUAGGGUAUAUUCAUGUGUAUAUUUAUCAGUUUUGUCUUUGUAGCCACUCUUUUUGAUCAGUAGCAAAUGGCAUGUUGUUAUAUUGCCCAAGCAAGAGAUGGACUGUUAACAAAAAAUUGACUUAAGGUAAAACUUGUAAUUUCGGAAUUUGAAAAUCUCAGUUGCUAAAAGAAUUAUAUGAAUAAGCAGGCCUCUUGCUAAAAGUAACUUGCUCAGAUGUUUUAGGUAACCACUCUCAGUGCUCUAAGAAUUUACAAAAAGUGCUUAGAGUAAUGUAAGAAUGUCGCUCAUCUAGUACACCAGUGUAUUAUGAUCCUUUCUUUUCACCAAAAUGUUUGAGGACUAAAUGAUUACUUUUACAGUUUUGAAUGUGUUGUUAAUCCAGUAUAAAAAAAUACAAAAAUGUAGAAGGAAAGAAAAAUGUUUCUUCCUUUAACCAUGACAACUAGAAAACCUGUCUCUGAAAAAAAAAAGGUUUUGAGACAAUAUUUCAGUUUUUUUUUUUGGUUUUUUGCCUGAUUGCUUGUGUGUAUACAUUUUUAACUGGACUCGUAUUGGCAGUCUGCAAUUUAUUUUCAUUUGCGUAUUCCCCAUUAUGCAAUUUCAGCAUUCUCUGAUUUGGACUGAAAGCCGUUGGCAAGUGUGAAUUAAAUUUACACCCAUAGAAUGCCAAAAUACCAACACAGUCUUGUCAAAGCCUGUUUUGCUUCUGUAAGCUUAAUCAGUUGACAUUAUUGUAAAAUAAUACCAUAUGAGAGUACACAAUUGCUCAGAAAUGGACAAUUUUCAUUACAGGACCACUACGUUAGGUUCAGUAAGCUACUAUUGUUUUCCUUCAAACUUCAGUUUGUCAUGUUAAUGUUAACUUACAUUACAUGUUUUUUAUAACCAAAGAAAUUGCUUAACAUAGUUCUGAAGGGGACCGCAUGACUUCGUAGCACUCACAUAACUACUAUUUCUAAAUUACCAAGUGAUUUGGUAAUGCAGUAUACAUGUAUGUGUCAAUUAAAUUGCAUUCUUUUGCAAUCUGCAUAGAGAAAGGUUGAGUUUUCACUUAACAAAGCAUAAAAGUAAUUUCAGAAGUGAAGUGCAUGUAAAAUAAUGUGCUUUAUUUUCAUAGACUAACAAUUUAGCUUUAAACUUUACCUUCCAGUACAAAUUUUCAAGUUUUCUGAAACAGUUUGUAGAUUUUUAAGUGUAUAUUUUUGUAUAUUUAAUAUUUAUAUGUUUGUGCAAUUAUUAACUGCUUGAAAUUGAAUGAGGAGACUGAUGCUUAUGUUGAAAUUGUUUCUUUUUUUUUAUUUAUUAAUUAUUUUUGUCAGGCUUCAAGUCGUACACUUAAUGACUAAACUAAAGUAUUUUCUGAUAAAGUGAGUAACUCACUACGUGUAAAUUGACACAGUUUUGAAUGGCAUUACUAGGCUUAACAAGCAUUGUAUAAAUGUUGAAUAUAGUAUAAAUUUCGCUAAAAUUAAUAUGUUCUUAUAUUGGACUCCUCAGAUAUUUAUUGAAAAAAUGUAAUGGGGUUGUUGCAAGUGGACUUUUCCAGACCUAGAUCCACCCGAGCGUCGAGUGUGAUCCAAUCAGAUAAAAUUUGCAAGUGAAGUUAUAGCAGAAUACAAGUUUCAAGAUCAAACUACUAUUGUAAUGACCCUUUUAUGAUAUACAUCCUUGUACUAAAAGGUAUUUUACUGAAAAACUAACCACACUGUAAGGUCAUGGGUGAUAAUUCAGAUUGGAAGUCUUGCAUUUAGUACACGUUUUGGACCUCAUAAUGUUGUUUUUAUUUACACAUGUUGGAUUUUGGCUUCAUUUACAUAUGCUGUUUAUUGAUAGAAAUGCCUACUUGAAAUGUUCGAAAUGAAUUGGAAAAUAAUGUCAUCUUUGGUAAACUGCAAUUUAAUCAUGUUAGAAGGGUUGUGAUGGAGAACUUUCCGGCUUGCUUUUCAUGUUUUAAGAAGCUUUUCCAUUUGAACUACUAAUAGAACCAUGUUAUAAACAUUCAUGCAAAAAAGUAUGUAUACACAAUGAUACAAGGUUAGAUUUCAAACUGUUAAGGAAUUUGUUUUCUGCCUGUGCAUAUUUACUUGUGAAGUACAAGCUAUAUCUUUACAAAAAUGUUUUACUUAUAUAAUAAAGAUAGAAUUUUUACCCCUCCCCUCUCCCUUCCAGCAGUAUACAUUAAAAGUUUAACAUAGUUUGAAUUAUCGUUUCCCAGAGCGUUUAGGAAAUAAUAUUAUGUUGUAGUAGCGUUAUUUGUAUCCUUCUUGCCAUCUUUCUUGUUGUUAUUGUUGUUGAGGAACUAGUUAAGUUAAAACUUUAUGAAAUUUUAAUUUAAAUUGUUACAAAUUAACAAAUAACAAUUCAAAUUUUUUAAAGGAAAAAUGCAGAUAAUCUUGAAAAGAAAAAAAUAAUUCAUUUGCAAACCAUCUUUCUUUGAAUCGGAAUUUAUUUUGUGCCUCUGUCAUUUUUAUGUGAAUAUGUCAUAAUAUAAAUAUUAUUCAGCAGAGCUUGUUUUCUAGUUGCUUUAAUUGACAGAACUGAUUUUGCAUUUUGUACAUGAAAAUAAAACUUAGCGCAACUUUUGUUUUCACCUCGGCAAAAGUUAUUUGAAAACCAGUCUUGGAACACCACAAUCUGAUUGGUUGCUUCUGAACAUCAUUUUGAAGUUGACCAAUGGCAAGCCUAAAUUAUCAGACUGGUCUUGAGUUUUCAAUGACUAGACUGAUUUUGAGCUUAGCAUGGAACCUGUAUUUUAUAUACUUACUUGCUUCAUUUCUGUUUACAUCUGCAUCAACAUAGACUUUAUUUACACCAUGUUACUUUAACUUACUAUUUUACAUGGUGCAGUGCUAAAUUAAUUUGUAUUGGUGACAAUAUUUCAUUUUCUUUACUGUCAUUUUGCUUGAUUCUUUCACAAACUUUUUCUGCUUGACAAAAAUGUUACAUGAUUGUUUUUAAAGAUUUAUAUAUGUCUGUUAUAUUUUAAAGUUUGCCUAUGAAUAAAUAUGCUUUGUAUAUUGUUUACAUUACGAAUUCCACAGCACUUUUCUGUGAUCUUGAUCCACCGACAGCCUAAAAUUUUCAAGUUCCUUUUUUGACCACAAAAUAUGUUUUCUGUUUAUGUUAGUUUUGGCUUGAUUUAGCCAGUUUCAGAUAGAAGAUAUACAUCAUUCAGCACAUCUCAAGGGAACUUCCUCAGUUUUAAAGAUAUCUUUAAAAUUGAUAAUGUCCAUUUUUUCAAGAGUAAGGCGUAAGACCUUGAAAAAAUUUUGAAAAGAAUUUAGUUGAGAAUGACUAUCUUGGAAAAGUUUUUUAUCAGUCCAUCGAAAAUAUACCAAAAUUGAAAUUUAAUUAUUUUUUUUCAUGUCCAAAAAGUUUGAAAUUUACAAUGGAGAAUACCUAACCAUAAUUGUUUUUUUGACAAUUAGUUAAGAAAUUCUAUUUCUACCCUUGCAGUUCUUUAGAAGGAUAUAUAAUAGGAAUGGUAUUGUAUAAUAUUUAAAGAGAAAUAAAGGGAAAAACAGGUGGAUCAGAAGUUGAGACCAUUCCUAAAUACUCUGUAUAAUUUAAUAUAAUACAUUUUGCAUCUGACUAUACAUUAAGUGUAUCAAGAUCACAGUCUGAGAUUGUUAAUCUGAGUUUGGAGACCAGUCUCGAAAUUCUGAUGUUGAUUUGUUAUUUGUUUAGCAACAUUUUGAAAUUGACCAAUGACAAGCUCGUAUUCUUACAUCAGUGUCCUAACUCAGUUGUAUAAUCUUUGAGACAGGUACUUUAUGCUAUUACCUCAAAUGUUAUUUAAAAAUAUACAUGCACAAAAAAUAAUUUUAUACAACAAAUAUUCCGUUCUAAUCACUUCUUUGUGACUAUGGUAGAAGUGAUUGCUUGCUUAAGAUUUGGUAAAUUGUGUGUUAUUUUUGUUUUCUACUAUUUUUGUUUUUCAGUUGAAAGAUUGAGGUCAGAAGCUAUCAUAAAUUCUUCAUAUUUCAUUUUGUCUGUGGUCAUAUCUUCUUUAUGAAAACUUUUCACUUUUUUGAAAUCCAUUUGUUAUCUUUUGUGAUAUGUGUUUAAGAAACGAAAAAUCUGUAUAGCUUAGCAUUUUUAAUAAGUUAUUGAAAUCCAGAUGCUGUUAUCAGAUGCUGUUAACACAAACUAGGAACCUUUGUAUCUGUGUUGGUUUUGCCAUGGAUCUGUUCCAGUGAUAUUGAGCAGAAAUCCAACUUAAUUUAUUACUCAGACUUUGUCAGGUUUCAUGAUUAUUCUCUUCUGCAGGCUUUUCAAACAAAUUGAAUAAAAAAAUGCAGUCAUUUAGAAUUAAUGGGUUUAUGAAGAAGUCACCAAUUUUAAGAUCCAAAUGAGUACAUUUAUAGUACACUUGAAUGUACAGAGUACAUGGGUAACCAAGAAUGUACAGAGUACAUUUACUAAUUCUUGGUUACUGAUGUACUCUGCACAUUCAAGUUACCAAUGUACUCUGUAUAUUCAAGUUACCAAUUUAAUGUACUCUUACAUUCUAGUUACUGAUGUACUCUGUACGUUUUAAUUUACUCUGUACAUUCUUAGGUACUAAUUGCCCCAUUGAAGCAAAAAGGUACCAAGUGCUGAUAAUAAAAGAAGUUUAUGGUACCUUUUUGCAAUAAGGGGACGUACUGUACUCUUUACUUUCAGGUUACCGAUGUAGUCUGUACAUUCUAAUGUACUCUGUACAUUCUUGGGUACUAAUGUACUCUGUGCAAUCAAGUAACCAAGUUAAUGAAGAAACUGUCUGGUCUAGAUUACACCAGGUUUAUUUCUAGAAACAUAAAAACGCUUAUUUCUGGCUAUAUAUAGGUAUAUAAAUUACUGGAUAAAUAUAAGGGGUAUUUUAUGCUUAGGAAUUCUUUGGAAUUUUACAGGUAUUCAUGAACAGUGGUUGAAAUCAAAAUUUUAUUUUUUAUCAAAAUGUAUUGUGCCAUUUUCUUCUUCAGAUAAGUAACCAAUUAUUAUAAUAAAUAAAGUUGUUGUUUUUUUUUCAGUGUUGCUUGUCUUGUUUAGGUACUGUAGACUUAAUAAGAAGUAUUAAAAUGCAAGAAGAUUUAACACAUCACCUCAAGGAGCUUGAAUGAUGUGCAUUCCUUAGGCUAGAGUCUACUGCAGAAACAACAACUUAAGCCUUUAAAUAUUAAUCUGCUUUUUUGGGAUGUACUAUUAUUGUCAGAAAAGAGAUAUAAUCAGGAAAAAAAUGCUGUAAUGUAUAGACAGUUGUCUACUGUUUGUUCAAAUAUUUACUGUAUGUUUCAUUAUUAACAUAUAAAGUCACAUUACUAUCAGGAGUUUAAGAUUAACAAUCAAGAUGUAUUAUAUUUUCUUUAUUAUUUUUAUUUUUGUAUCUUAACACAAUGUAUAUGGUAGUCAACAUUACUGUUUGAUUCACAUUUUCCGUAACAAGGUUUUUCCUUGAUUUCACUUUAACCCGUACCCUGCUAAAUUUGUAUAAUGAACUUGUCCAUCUUUCAAUUUGGACAGUACCAUUAACUGUUAAAAGGGGUGCUUACCAAACAGAUACUGACUGAAUGGCAAACAGUGCAGAUCUUGAUCAGACUGCACAAAUUGCAGGUUGAUCAUGAUCUACACUGGUCGCAAAGGCAGAAUCAAUCGUGUCCAGCAUGGUAAGGGUUAAUAUAAGACAAUAAGAUGUAGCAUUUAUAUUUUAUUACCCCGGGAUACCUCAUUUAUGCACAACUGAGCCACUGAUUGGCUGAGAGCAUGUCAUGUGCUAGGUGAUAGUUUCUACUGAUAUCCCCAUUUUGAUAAUGUGACUGCCCUAUAGUGAUGUGCAAAUCGGUUAGAUUUGCCAAUCGAUUAAUCGGCAUAAUCGGACAAGCCAACCGAUUCGAUUAAUCGGAUAUAAUCGGACAAUCGGUUACUCUAGUUGCAUAUCUAUAACUUCACCUCACAGUGUAUGUUUUAUGUCAUUACUUAAGAAAUGAACCACACAGACACCAAAUAUCCUAUUUCUAUUGUAUCCUUUCAUAGGCACGAUUAAGUUAACAGCAUAAAGGUAAAGUAUUUGUGAAGAUAGUUAACUUCAUAUCAGUUGUUCCUCUUAAUUUCACAAGGGACUUAUCCAGUGAUAUUGUGUUAUUAAAAUAAAAUUAUUUGGAGCAAAAAAAUUAUUAUAUUAAUUCUUAGUUAACGACUGGGAUGAUUUCAAGUUAUCCCACAAAAUCAAAAAUUGAAAAUGCCUUUGCUAAUAUGCUUGCGUAAGUCUUACGGGAUGCUAUGCAUACUGCAAUACUAAUGUCAAGAGUUUAGAUUGGUGGUUUUCCCGGCUUAAUUUUGUAAAAGCCAUAUAUCUUCCAAAAUCUGGGUGAUCACAGAUGACCUCAAUUUCUUUCGAGACUUUGGAGAAAUCCAUUUUUACGUAGAGUAGUUUCCCUUUGCGUAAUUGCCCCAAAGAACCGUAAAUACCAGAAAGAGAAAGGUCAAAAACAACUAAAUCAUCCGUUUAGGAUGCCAAGUAAUUAAUUGGUCAGGGAAAAGUGAAGCCGGCGAUCGCGCUCAUGAAUGCAACGCCGACGAUUAUUCGAUUGUCGGCCCAUCACUACUGCCCUAUGUCCGACUGUUUUGUUAACCCUCCAAAUACCCAAGACUAAUCCGAGAGUAAUGUUUAUUUUAAAUAAUGUAUAACAUGUCUGAAUCGUGCAAUAUAAAGCCAAAAUUAACAAAAAGCCCUGUUACAGAUUUGAUGGAUCAAACAUUUUUGAUGUGAUAUUAUUUGUGCCGGUGAUAUAGUGUUACAUCUACAUACCUGUGUGUCUUUUCUAGAGAUGAAAUGAAUGUAAUUUGGAUAAAUUUAAGGUAUUUGAUGUACAGUCAAACUGCGUUCACUCGAACUUGAUAGGACUGGAAAAAUGUGUUUGCGUUAUCAGCAGUUCGAGCCAUCAAACAACAUAUAUUAUACAAGAACUUUUCCGGGACCUUACAACGAGUUCCAGCGAAGCAUGGUACACAAAUUAUCCGAGUUCGAGCAAACAAAGUUUGACUGAAUGACCUUUUUAUCUGCGUUAUUAUGUUCUUAAAAGGAUUAAUUACUAACAACCAAAGACAAAAUUGACUUAUCAAAAUUGAAUCAAAUAAUGUGAACUGUAUGUAUAUGGUCGGAACAGAAAUAACCAGAAUGUACAAAUAGCUAUUCAAACUUACCAUACUUUAGCAUAAUUUAUUGCAAAUUACAAUAUAACUGCAUAAUAUCAAUGUUAUGUUGGUUUUUAGAGUAGAUUACAUAGCUGUGUUUUGUGGAUUAGUAGGAGACAGCAUUAUAAAAGUAGCAUUCUGCGAUUAUUUAAUGUGAAUAUGAUUGUUUUUGUGUGUGUAUUUUAAUGUAAACAAACACUCCUGCGUAUGAAAACCAAAAUUUAUCUGACAUAUGUAUUUGUGAUGAAAUAUAUUAAGCUUUUCUGAUUUUUGUUGUUCUUUUGAAAAAUCAGUAAGAGUUGUCAUCAGUUCAUCAUAGUAGUAGAAUUGAUUGAAAUAUAUGUUUAGGUUCACUUGUCUUGAAAACUAUAUGAGAUACAGCGUUGAAACCUGUUACUUUUGUUUAUCAUUAUUAGGAAUACAAGCAGACCAAGAACCAUAACUCUGUCUUACAUUUUAUCAGAAUUAUGGCCCUUUUGUACUUAGAAAAUUUGUGUUUUUAUGCCCCCGAAGGGAGGCAUAUAGUUUUUGAUUUAUUUAUUUAUUUUGUUGGGUUUAACGUCGCACCGACACAAUUUUAGGUCAUAUGGCGACUUUCCAGCUUUAAUGGUGGAGGAAGACCCCAGGUGCCCCUCCGUGCACUAUUUCAUCACGAGCGGGCACCUGGGUAGAACCACCGACCUUCCGUAAGCCAGCUGGAUGGCUUCCUCACGUGAAGAAUUCUACGCCCCAAAUGAGGUUUCGAACCCACAUCGAUGAGGGGCAAAUGGUUUGAAGUCAACGACUCUAACCACUCGGCCACGGAGGCCCCCAUAUAGUUUUUGAACCGUCUGUCGGUCUGUCAGUCUGUCCGCAAUUUUAUUGUCCGGUCCAUAUCUCUGUCAUUGAUGGAUUGAUUUUCAAAUAACUUGGCCUGAAUGUGUACCACAGUAAGACGACGUGUCGCGCGCAAGACCCAGGUCCGUAGCUCAAAGGUCAAGGUCACACUUAGACAUUAAAGGAUAGUGCAUUGAUGGGCGUGUCCGGUCCAUAUCUUUGUCAUCCAUGGAUGGAUUUUCAAAUAACUUGGCAUGAAUGUGUACCACAGUAAGACGACGUGUCGCAUGCAAGACCCAGGUCCGUAGCUCAAAGGUCAAGGUCACACUUAGACGUUAAAGGAUAGUGCAUUGAUGGGCGUGUCCGGUCCAUAUCUUUGUCAUCCAUGGAUGGAUUUUCAAAUAACUUGGCAUGAAUGUGUACCACAGUAAGACGACGUGUCGUGUGCAAGACCCAGGUACGUAGCUCAAAGGUCAAGGUCACACUUAGACGUUAAAGGUCAUUUUUCAUGAUAGUGCAUUAAUGGGCAUGUCCGGUCCAUAUCUUUGUCAUUCAUGCAUGGAUUUUAAAAUAACUACGCAUGAAUGUGUGACACAGUAAGACGACGUGUCGCGUGCAAGACCCAGCUCCAUAGGUCAAAGGUCCUAAACUCUAACAUCGGCCAUAACUAUUCAUUCAAAGUGCCAUCGGGGGCAUGUGUCAUCCUAUGGAGACAGCUCUUGUUUAAAUAAUUUUUUUGUUUAUGUCUAUAUACAGAAAUGAACAGGGGUUAGGUAAGGCACAAAUAUAGUCAAAGCUUUAACAUUUUCCAUGCUUCAUUUUGUCAGUGAAACUUUAAAGUUAUAUGUUAGAUUACUGUUAUGCAUCAGGAAAACAAUUAAUUAAGUGGAUCAUACUUGUAUUUAGAUUAAAUUAUUUAUAACGCUUAAUUAAACUCUCCUGAAACUUUGUUGACACUCUCUAUAUUUCUUUUAUACAAAUGAAUCUGAGCAGACUGUUGAAAAUAAAACCCUGAAAUACCAAAAAUCUCAGAGCAAACAGGCCAUACCAUUGAAGAUAUUUUUGACUUCCGUUAUGUUAUUACGAAAUCAGGUGAUAUUUGAAAGCUGAAAAAUUUAUUAAUAUUCAAAAAAUUUCUUGAAAUCCUUUACAUGCAUAGGUGUGACAUAUUAUAUUCAUAAAGUUAACAUAUGAUAAACAGGUGAUAUUUGACAACUUGACAAUUUGUUUUUCAUAUUGCCUAGGAAAUAUUUUCUUGAAAUCCUUUUUCAUGCAUAUAGGUAUGACAUAUCAUAUUCAUAAACAUGUGAUAUAUGUUAUAUAUUGCAAGACUGUUCUGUACUUGUUUUACAUUUACUAAUAUUUAUACACAUCUCUUUAAAUUUAAUUAUGUAUUGUUUAGUAUUUUUCUUGUUGAAUAAACUGGAAAAAAGUA